This is a messenger RNA of Numida meleagris (helmeted guineafowl), 953 nucleotides long. RefSeq names its product myomaker, myoblast fusion factor (gene MYMK). The transcript is spliced from 5 exons. Gene Ontology annotation, cellular component: plasma membrane. The record is from RefSeq and is a predicted model, not a curated record. NCBI's taxonomy places the organism in Eukaryota, Metazoa, Chordata, Aves, Galliformes, Numididae. Bases 279 to 941 code for a protein of 220 amino acids.
UGGAGCUCCAUGGGUGCAUGUGCAAUAAACACAUGUGCAUUAUGGCCAGCACAAACAGCCGGGGCAUUGCAGGGCACGGAGCAUUUGCUACACCAAGAAUUUUGCUAUCCAAGAGGGAAUGGAGCACAUGGGCGGCUCAGCUGUGCCACCGCCCGCAGCUGUUCCCUGCGUGCAGCUCUCCCGGCAUUUAAAUUUUAAAGCCUUCUCUCCACGCCUGUUUUCUCCUCCAUCUCCAGGAGCUCACACGGACCCAGGAGCCGCCGGCCCGCCAGGCACCCAUGGGCUCACUGGUGGCCAAGCUCCUCCUGCCCACCCUCAGCACCUUGGUCUUUCUCCCCACCAUCAGCAUUGCGGCCAAGCGGCGCUUCCACAUGGAAGCCAUGGUCUACUUCUUCACCAUGUUCUUCGUGGCGAUCUACCAUGCAUGUGACGGCCCUGGCUUAUCAGUGCUAUGUUUCAUGCGCUAUGAUAUCCUGGAAUACUUCAGCAUCUAUGGGACAGCUCUGUCCAUUUGGGUGUCCCUGAUGGCCCUGGCUGAGUUUGAUGAACCAAAGAGAUCAACCUUCAUCAUGUUUGGUGUGCUCACCAUCGCCGUGAGGACCUACCAUGACCGCUGGGGCUACGGCAUCUACUCAGGACCCAUCGGGACAGCCGUGCUGGUGAUCACUGUGAAAUGGCUACAAAAGAUGAAGGAGAAGAAAGGGCUGUAUCCAGACAAAAGCGUCUAUACCCAGCAGAUUGGUCCUGGCUUCUGCUUCGGGGCAUUAGCGCUGAUGCUGAGAUUCUUCUUUGAGGAGUGGGACUACACCUACGUGCACAGCUUCUACCACUGCGCCCUGGCCAUGGCCUUUGUGCUGCUGCUGCCCAAGGAGAACAAGAAAGCCGGGGGGGCUGGCAGCCCUGCCAGGCUCGACUGCUCCACAUUGUGCUGCUGCGUCUGAGCCCCCCAGCAC